AUGACGACUACAAUCAGCUUUAUCAAUACCGAAAAAAGAAAACUUGACGCCGUUACCGGUGACGAGUAUCAACAAGGUGGUCCGAUUCAAAAACUUCUCAAAAGAACUUCCGCUGAACAACUUUCAGACAUUUAUUCUCAAGACCGAUUUUCCUUUGAAGCUCAAAACAGAGCCGCUCAAAGAGCGUUCAGAGAAAGAAAAGAACGUCACCUUCGAGAACUCGAAAAUACGAUAAAGACUUUACGCGAAAAUCAAUACGAUUCUGCGCUUAAAGUUCAGAGAGAACUUACGCACUAUCGCUCGUUGAUCGAGCAACUUGAAGCCGAAAACUAUUAUUUUAAAGAGGUCGCAUUUACCUUUGAAUGUGCUUUGAACAAGAUCAAUGGGAACAAUGAUGCUACCACAAAGAUAAAGAAUGCUUUAUCCCUUAAUGUACCCGCUCGCUCUUCAACCCCUUCUCAACCUUUGACCGGAGUUAGUGGUAUUAUCGGACAUAUGACUUCCACUUUUGGUUUGGGGGCCAUGCAAAUGCGACACGCUGGUGUACAAUCACAACAACAAGUUCCAACCGCACAACAGCUACAAAACAAUUUUCUUGAUUUAAUUCAAACUCCUGUGAGCUCAAAUGGUCGUGGUGUUUCAUCACCCGUUUCAAGUAACGUGAUGAUGUCUCCUAAUGGAUCGAGCACCAUUUCCACCACAUCCGUGAGUGUUGCAAGUUCACCCUUAACGCCUGAGUCGAUCGCUGAAUCGAUCUCGCCUUCAAGCACCUUCUUUGCUGAAGAGUUUGCUCGUGAGAUGACCCUUGCUGAUAUGAAACCUUUCGUCAAUUCAACUCCUGGCAUACAGAUCAGUCAUGAACCUCCUUUCGUUGGUUCAAAUCCUUUCAAUUCGUCGAUUGUUUCAUUAUACAAAUCGGCCAUUUCAUCAUCAUCACAAGUGAUGUCAAAAUCUAAUUCGAGCUCUUCUACAGGUUCUACCGUUUCAUCGAGCGGCGACAACGCAAACACAAACAAAAACAACCCAACUUCAACCGGAGCAAACUCCCCAUUCAUGAAUGGAGCUGUUUUUGAUCUUUCUGAUGUCUUCUCAGCUUAUCUGAAUGACAAUGAUCUUGAAGAAUUUCCCGGCGUGGAAUUUAAUAACUCGGAUGACUUACCAUCAUCUGAACAACAACAAGACACGACGAAGAGGUUUUCGAAGGAAGAAGAACAGAUCAUAAGAUUGAGUAAGAAAGUAGGACAGACGUAUCCUCAUCCUGUCGUGCCAGAGAUAAGACAUCCUCUCACCGAAGAACAAAUGCGAUACUUGACAUUAGAUCAUGAUCGUCGUAUAGACAUGAUUCCAUGUUUUCAUUUACGAUCCCGUAUGAUUCAAUAUCAAGACCAGUAUGAUCUUUACGAAUUAUGUGAAUUGUUGAUUAAUAAGGCGAAAUGUCACGGGGAGCCCCUUGAUCCUGAUAGCUGGGAAUUACCUGAUGAAUUCUUUGAACGAUAUGGUGUUUUAGUAUUUCAACAUUGUCGCAUAAAGAGUUCCUUCUAUAAGAAAUAUGGUCAUUUACCGGCCAAUUUCGAUAGAUUUUACGGAAAAGGUGAAGGUCUUGAAAAUUCGUUAAUAUUUGAUUAA
Funneliformis mosseae is the source of this 1626-nucleotide messenger RNA. NCBI's taxonomy places the organism in Eukaryota, Fungi, Glomeromycota, Glomeromycetes, Glomerales, Glomeraceae. The record is from the annotation of a GenBank genome assembly.